Leptosia nina is the source of this 1215-nucleotide messenger RNA. The record is from the annotation of a GenBank genome assembly. NCBI's taxonomy places the organism in Eukaryota, Metazoa, Arthropoda, Insecta, Lepidoptera, Pieridae.
AUGGCUACUAAUGUUUUGAGAACAUCCACAAAAACCAUAAGCUUAAUACAGAAUGCAAAGAAGUUAUUGACUCGAACCUUUACAACGAAGCUAACAGAAAAACAAUUAGAAAUUCAACAAAGUGUGAGAGACUUUACCAAUGAACACCUGAAACCCAAAGCAGCUAAGUUGGAUCAAGAAGGGAAAUAUCCAUUUAAAGAGAUAAAGAAGUUAGCUGACCUUGGUUUCAUGGGCGCAUGCGUUGAUACUGAAUAUGGGGGUCUAGGAUACGACUAUCUCUCUCUAGCGCUCGCCGUAGAAGAACUAUCCAGAGGUUGUGCUAGCACCGGCAUGCUUCUCUCGAUACAUAACUUUUUAUACGCCAAUCUAGUCAAUGAGAAGGGAACCCCGGAACAGAAGGAAUUAUUCCUUAGGAAUUUUACAAAAGGGUGCAUAGGCUGUUUUGCUUUGAGUGAGCCAGAAGCGGGAAGUGACGCAGCUAAUAUUAAAACAACAGCUACAAGGGAUGGCGACUAUUGGAUAUUGAAUGGCAAGAAAAGUUGGGUGACAUCUGCCAUAGAAGGCUCUGCGGUCGCUGUCUUUGCUACAUUCGAUCCGGAGCUCAAACAUAAAGGGAUUGUGUGCUUUCUGGUCCCACUAGACUUCGAGGGAGUAUUUAGAGGAAAGAAAGAGCAAAUUAUGGGUGUUAGGGCUGCUACUUCUUGCAAUGUCACUCUGGAGGAGGUUCGAGUUCCCAACAGCUAUGUAGUAGGUCAACCAGGCGAAGGAUUCAAGAUCGCCAUGGAACAGCUCGAUCAAGCUAGAAUUGGAAUCGCUGCGCACGCUGUAGGUAUCUCACAAGCAGCAUUGGAUACAGCCAUUAAUUAUGCCAAACAUCGAAUUGCUUUCGGAAAGAGCCUAACCAGACUUCCUUCAGUUCAGGAUAGAUUAACGGAGAUGUCAGUAAUGGUUGAAACUUCCCGACUGCUCACAUAUCGGGCAGCAACAGAAGUGAAAACCAAGAACAGUGCCAUGGCUAAAUACGUGGCUGGAAGGAACGCGGCCGCAGUUGCGGACCACUGCGUCCAGAUAAUGGGAGGCAAGGGGCUUUCGACUAGCUAUGACGCUGAGAGACAUUAUAGAGACGCACGAGGUACGCAGAUCUAUGGCGGUGUUUCGGACGUACAAAAACGCCUCGUUGGACAUUUCUUGCUUAAAGAAAACGGAGCUUUGUGA